Messenger RNA from Nakaseomyces glabratus, 1818 nucleotides. RefSeq names its product histidine permease (gene HIP1). NCBI's taxonomy places the organism in Eukaryota, Fungi, Ascomycota, Saccharomycetes, Saccharomycetales, Saccharomycetaceae. Gene Ontology annotation, cellular component: membrane. Gene Ontology annotation, molecular function: amino acid transmembrane transporter activity. The record is from RefSeq and is a predicted model, not a curated record. Gene Ontology annotation, biological process: amino acid transmembrane transport.
AUGCCUAAAAAUCCGCUGAAAAAGCAGUAUUGGACUGAAGUUAUCGAUGGCUUCCACAGUCCCGACAGAACAGACAGUGCCAAUGACAGAAGCUCAAGCCCAGACAACUUUGAGUUGAGUUCUGUCAACUCACCAGUACGAGUGAACGUCAGCUCUAGUGGUAAUGAUGAUAUACUGAAAGGAGAUACAAAGGAGUACCCUCGUGAUGUCAAAGCGACACCUGAAGCUGCAUCAUAUGUCGAGGAUAUUAACAACACUAACUUGAACAAAGACCUGAGUGUGCGUCACUUGCUGACACUUGCUGUUGGUGGUGCCAUUGGUACAGGUUUGUUCGUCAACUCCGGUGCUUCUCUUACAACUGGUGGGCCUGCAUCUCUAGUCAUCGGCUGGGUCAUUGUUUCUACUUGUCUGUUUACAGUUAUCAACUCUUUGGGUGAACUGGCGGCUGCAUUCCCAGUUGUUGGUGGUUUCAACGUCUACAUCACCAGAUUCAUAGAACCAUCGUUCGCAUUUGCCAUCAAUCUAAACUACUUGGCCCAAUGGUUAGUGUUACUGCCUCUAGAACUGGUGGCUGCAUCCAUUACUAUUAGAUAUUGGAAUGACAAGAUCAACUCUGACGCCUGGGUUGCCAUCUUCUACACUGCUAUCGCCCUUGCAAACAUGCUUGACGUGAAAUCCUUUGGUGAGACCGAAUUCAUUCUAUCCAUGGUCAAGAUCCUAGCUAUCAUCGGUUUUGGUAUCCUGGGUAUCGUAUUGACCUGUGGUGGUGGUCCACACGGUGGAUACAUUGGUGGUAAGUACUGGCAUAACCCUGGUGCCUUUGUUGGCCACAGCGCUGGCUCUCAGUUUAAGGGUCUAUGUUCCGUCUUCGUUACCGCUGCAUUCUCAUAUUCCGGUAUUGAAAUGACAGCCGUCUCUGCUGCUGAAAGUAGAAACCCUAAGGAGACUAUCCCAAAGGCCGCUAAGAGGACUUUCUGGUUGAUCACAGUAUCCUAUGUUGGUAUUUUGACUCUAAUUGGCUGUUUGGUCCCAUACAACGAUCCAAGACUGCUAAACGGUAGCAGUUCCGUCGAUGCCGCCGCUUCACCAUUAGUCAUCGCAAUUGAGAACGGUGGUAUCAAGGGUCUUCCUUCUUUGAUGAAUGCCAUUAUCUUGAUCGCCAUCGUCAGUGUCGCCAAUAGUGCUGUCUACGCUUGUUCUCGUUGUAUGGUUUCCAUGGCUCACAUUGGCAACUUACCAAAAUUCUUGAGUAAAGUUGACAAGCGUGGUAGACCAUUGAACGCUAUUCUAUUGACCUUGUUUUUCGGUCUACUGUCCUUCAUUGCUGCGAGUGACAAGCAAGAAGAAGUAUUCACUUGGUUGAGUGCUCUAUCCGGUUUGUCUACUAUUUUCUGCUGGAUGGCCAUCAACUUGUCGCUAAUUAGAUUCAGGGAUGCCAUGAAGGCUCAAGGUAGAUCUCUAGACGAGAUGCCAUUCCUUUCACAAUCAGGUACUUGGGGUGCAUGGUAUGGUGUCAUCGUGCUAUUCUUGGUUCUAGUAGCAUCGUUUUGGACCUCGCUAUUCCCAGUGGGUUCCUCCACCGCAAGUGCAAAAUCAUUUUUCGAAGGCUAUCUAUCUCUACCUAUCCUAAUUGCGUGCUACGUAGGACACAAGCUAUGGAAGAGAGACUGGAGAUUACUAGUGCCACUAAUGGAAAUGGACUUAGAUUCCGGUAGAAGAGUGCUAGACGCAGAGACCAGAGAGGAAGAGUUGCGUGUAGAGAGAGAAUACUUGGCCAAUGCCUCUUUCUUUACCCGUUUCUUGCACAUCUGGUGUUAA